AUGACUGCGCGCCUGCGCACCGACUGCCUCGCAUGGACCAUAUUAUGUAUUGUUCUGAGUGUAACAAGUGAGAGCGUGUCGCCACGAGAUAGUUUGAGGCUCACCUGGUUAUCCAACAGCUCGCUCACUUGCAAUGAUGGCAGCCCUGCUGGAUAUUAUUUUCGGCGCGGCACCAACAGUAGACAUUGGGUGGUGUAUCUCGAGGGAGGUGGCUACUGCUGGGACAUGGCUUCUUGUAAUGCCCGAAGACGUCGGCGUCCCGGACUCAUGUCAUCAAUUCGAUGGCCGAAGAAACGUCGGGCACCGGCAUUGCUUUCAGCAGAUCCCGACUCUAAUCCUUUAUGGCAUAAAUCAAAUCACGUGCUGUUGCCGUAUUGCACAAGCGACAUGUGGGCAGGCACUCGUGUUGAGCCGAGACCGAACAAUAGCUUCACCUUUGCCGGUCGUCUUAUAGUCCAUUCUGUACUCACCGAUCUACUUCAAUUCGGGCUGGAAGGACGAUUGCUGCUAGUUGGGUCGAGUGCCGGGGGGGCUGGAGUAAUGCUAAACGCAGACGCUGCAAGAAGGGCUCUUCGGCCGCACGGCGUCCGUGUAGCCGCCAUCGCCGACUCUGGUUGGUUCCUCGAUCGACCAGCGAAGGGCAGACGCUCGUUUUCCACGGACGCCGUCGCCAGGCUAGGUCACUCAUUCUGGCGCGGGUCGCCCCCAACUGCCUGCAUGCGCGAGUACCCCGACAAACCGUGGCUGUGCUACUUCGGCUAUCGCUUAUACCCUCACGUUCGUACACCGCUCUUCGUGUUCCAAUACCUGUUCGACUCUGCCCAACUAACGGCAGAGGGGGUCCGAGCACCGCGAACGCGCGCUCAGUGGGAUGCCGUCCAUCAAACGGGUGCAGCGUUACGGUCGAGUUUGAAAACCGUAAGGGCGACGUUUGCGCCGGCAUGCAUAGCGCACGGGGCUUUAGCACGGCCCGAGUGGCUCGCGAUUAACGUAUCGGGUGUGCCGCUGCCACGGGCGAUCGCGUGUUGGGAGCGCCGGUUCGAGGGAGGGACCAACUACAGCCGGACGCGUUGUGCCCCGCGGAGGCUUAUCGAGAAGUGUUCGUGGCCGCAGUGCAACGGGUCGUGCCCCCGGCUUAGGGACCCCCGGACAGGAGAAGAGGUGGCACUAGCGGCGCUUCUGCAGAGUUUUGGUUUGGACGUGCGCGGUGCCGCCGCGGCUAUGGGGCUCGACGCACGACAACUCGCCCGCAUGAGUCGUGCCGAGCUCUUGCCCCUUUUAGCGCCGCAUACG
This is a messenger RNA of Iphiclides podalirius (scarce swallowtail), 1293 nucleotides long. The record is from the annotation of a GenBank genome assembly. NCBI's taxonomy places the organism in Eukaryota, Metazoa, Arthropoda, Insecta, Lepidoptera, Papilionidae.